Messenger RNA from Balaenoptera acutorostrata (minke whale), 1358 nucleotides. It is a transcript of the gene CLEC7A, whose product is annotated as C-type lectin domain containing 7A. The coding region runs from base 67 to 807 and encodes 246 amino acids. The transcript is spliced from 6 exons. NCBI's taxonomy places the organism in Eukaryota, Metazoa, Chordata, Mammalia, Artiodactyla, Balaenopteridae. Gene Ontology annotation, cellular component: cell surface. The record is from RefSeq and is a predicted model, not a curated record. Gene Ontology annotation, molecular function: pattern recognition receptor activity; (1->3)-beta-D-glucan binding. Gene Ontology annotation, biological process: phagocytosis, recognition; cellular response to molecule of fungal origin; detection of molecule of fungal origin.
GUUGUCUUCGGAGAAGAGGAGAAAGAGCUCUCAUUUGCUGAGGCAACUCAGGAACUCAAUCGAACAAUGGAAUUCCAUUCUUCCAUAGGAAAUUUGGAUGAAGAUGGAUAUACUCAAUUAGACUUCAGCUCUUGCAAUAUCAUCAGGAAAUCUGUGGUCUCAGAGAAAGGAUUUUGUGCUGCCUCCCCUCGUUGGCGUCCCAUUGCUGUGACUUUGGGAAUAUUAUGCUUGGUAAUGCUGGUGAUAACUGUGGUCCUGUGUACCAUGGCUAUCUGGAGAUCCAGUUCAGGGAGCAACCUGUUGAAGAAUAACAGCUUUCAAUCAAGAAAUAAAGAGAACCACAGUCAACCCACACAAUCGUCUUUAGAAAGGAAUAUGGCUCCUACCAAGGCUCUCACGACCACAGGAGUUCUUUCUAGCUCUUGUCCCCCUAACUGGAUCACACAUCAGAAUAGCUGUUAUCUAUUUAGCACAUCAUUAGAUUCCUGGGAUACAAGUAAAAGACGGUGCUUUCAACUGGGCUCUAAUCUCCUGAAGAUAGACAGCUUAAAAGAGUUGGAAUUUAUAUCUAGGCAAGUGUCUUCCCAACCUGACCAUUCAUUUUGGAUAGGGCUUUCUCGCCGUCAGACUGAAGAACAAUGGCUCUGGGACGAUGGUUCAAUGUUGUUGUCUAACUUGUUUCAAAUCAGAACAGUUACCAAACAAGACUCAUCUCACAGUUGUGUAUGGAUUCAUGUGUCAGUCAUUUACGACCAACUUUGUAGUCGGCCUUCAUACAGUAUUUGUGAGAAGAAGCUGUCAAUAUAACGGUGGGGAUGUUGCCAUGGAGGAGCAGAGAGAAAUAUGUAAGAUAGUAAGGAGGGCAGAAAACAACAUGUUUAUGACCAAAAGCAUCAUAAAAAAAUCAUCCAAUUCCAUCUCUUUUUUUCUCAAACAGCCGAGAGAAUAUGUCUGCCAUAUCUCUAAGAGAAUCUUGUAUAAUGUGAAAUUGUAGGGAAUCUGCUGUUAUAAGAAAGCUUUCUCCUUUUUAAAUACUAUCAAUCAAAAAAAGAUCUGAUAAUGAAUAUAAAAAAGUAACUGUCCUAUUGACAGAGGUCUUAACAUUUUGUAAUGCAAAACAUGUUUUAUUACUUUUUAUGAUUACUGUUUUGCAGUUUUCAGCAAUUCCUCAGGAAUUAAUUACUGUAAAAAGGUAUUAUUGGAACAUAACUAAGUUCCCUCAUGUGAGGAUUUGUCUCUUUCUUAUUUUCUUUUAAACUUUCCCAUUGGUGCUAUUUAUAUUUCCAAUGGGGAUUUCCAUAUUACUGGAGAGGCAUUUACAGCCUUCUUGUAUUCAUUAAUAUGUGAACAGAAAUUGC